AUGUCUUCCGCAGUCAAAGCCUUGACAGACAUUCUCGUGGCAUUGAUCACGCCGUUCACCGACGAUGGCACCGCUAUCGACGAGAAACGUCUCAAAUCGCAUAUUGAUCAUAUGGUGGAUGCGGGCUGUCACGGCCUGGUGCCUGGUGGUACGGCGGGCGAGCUCACAGGCAUGACCCUGGGCGGAAGAAAACAGAAUCUCGAGCUCUGUAUUGAAUAUGCCGCCAGAAGGGUACCUGUCGUCGGCGGAAUUGGCACCACUACGACCAAGGACUGCAUCGAGCUGGCCCAGCUCAACUAUGAACAGCUCCAGCAGCGCCUGUCGGAAAUCCAUGAGGCCUCGAAUCUGGAUACGGUCUACUACAAUACUCCCUCAGCAUCGAGACUGACCCCGACACUCCCGGGUCGGCGUGAAAUACCUCAAGGACACAUCAGGCAACGCCCCUGCAUUCACCGAGUUGGUCUUGUCUCUGGGCGACACAGGUCACUGCCUUCAAUGGAUGGGACACUCUAA
Messenger RNA from Cladophialophora bantiana CBS 173.52, 513 nucleotides. RefSeq lists its product as uncharacterized. The transcript has 2 exons. The record is from RefSeq and is a predicted model, not a curated record. The coding region runs from base 1 to 513 and encodes 170 amino acids. Gene Ontology annotation, biological process: N-acetylneuraminate catabolic process. NCBI's taxonomy places the organism in Eukaryota, Fungi, Ascomycota, Eurotiomycetes, Chaetothyriales, Herpotrichiellaceae. Gene Ontology annotation, cellular component: cytosol. Gene Ontology annotation, molecular function: N-acetylneuraminate lyase activity.